CUUCUUUUCUCCCAAAUGGCAAUUUCGGCGUCUUCGUUUUCUACCGCUCCUCUUUUUCGUCAACGCUUGCUUGCUUCUGAACUCUUUCCAUUUGUACUGUAUUUUGGAUUCUGAUUUUGUUUGCUGAGAAAAUGCCCCUGAAAUUCAGAAUAACGUUUUACUUUUACUAUUACACACAUUGCUUCUACCCAGCGUUGAGAUCCCAAUUUCAUUCUCUAGAUCUCUUGUUGCCUUUUCUCAUCACUCUCCGCAGUAACAUUUGACUUUUCUCCCGCAAUGUGUAUCACAUCGGUGCUGUGUGUGAGUUUUCCCCCCGAAAUCGUAUGGUUCCCCUGCAAGUUUUCUUUUUCUGUAUUUUUAUGACUUUAUUCCAUGCUUGAUUAGUGGCCAAAAUAGUGGUGGAAGCUUCCUUUUUUCCAAUAAUAUAUUUGAUUUGAUUUUUCAAUCCUGGGGUAUUCUUUAAUCUACCAAAAAUUAAAUGCCAGCUUGUUCUUGUGCAUGACCUCAUGCAAUUUCCGUUUUUUAAUUUGGAAAAAUGGAUCCAGGGUCUCUUGCUUCCUGGAUUACAGAUUGGCACAAGUUUGAAAAAAGUGGGGCUUGACUCUUAUGAAUGUUGACCUGCUUGUUACUCUUUCCUCCUAGUGUAGGGUUUUUUCGAGAAAACAAAAUGGCGCUACAAUUCAUUGCUCCAGACUCCAUACUACGGACGAUUUCUCUUGCCUUCUUCUGCCCUAAAAACUGUUCCACUUCGGGAAUUUUAUCUUAGAAUUUUAGUGUUAGCAUUCCCUCAUUCAUUCAUUUAAAAUCACUGUACUUUUGGUUGGAAGAUGCAUGAAGUUUAUGGGAGGACAGGAGAUAAAAAAACUGUAUAAUUGAAUGUGUGUGCAUAAAAAGUUGUAGACAUGCCCACUUAUAUAGGAUCACUUUGACAGUUUGACUUGUCCAGCACCAAUUUCUGGUAUUACUGUUGUCUGAGUUCUCAAGAGUUCUUUCACAGAAGGUAGAUGGGUUCUAGAAUCCCAUCUCAUAAGCUUAGCAAUGGCCUCUAUGUAUCAGGGCGGCCGGAGCAGCCCAAAGAAAGAACUCCAACAAUGACAUCAACAGCCGUGCCAUAUACCGGUGGAGACAUAAAAAAGUCUGGAGAAUUGGGGAAAAUGUUUGAUAUUCCUGUUGAUGGCUCUAAAUCUAGGAAAUCUGGACCAAUAACAGGUGCUCCGUCACGGACAGGAUCUUUUGGAGGAGCUGGUUCACAUUCUGGACCUAUCCAGCCUAAUGCUGCUGCUCGAGCCGCCUAUACUACUUCAGGUCCAAUGACUUCUGGUGGCAUGGCUGGUUCAACUUCAAUGAAGAAAUCGAAUUCUGGGCCACUGAAUAAGCAUGGGGAACCUGUUAAAAAGUCGUCUGGUCCUCAGUCUGGUGGAGUUACACCAGUUGGGCGUCAAAAUUCCGGACCUCUUGCUCCCGUUCUACCUACAACUGGUCUCAUUACAUCUGGGCCCAUAUCAUCUGGCCCACUUAAUUCUUCAGGGGCUCCUCGGAAAGUGUCUGGACCUUUAGAAGCGACAGGUUCAAUGAAGCUUCAAGGUUCUGCUGCUGUUCACAAUCAAGCUGUGACUGUUCUUAGUCAAGGUGAUGAUUCCUUCAGAAGGAAUUUUCCGAAGGCGGUGUUAUGGUUAUUAAUUCUGCUUUUUGUGAUGGGUUUCAUUGCUGGUGGUUUUAUUCUUGGAGCAGUGCACAAUGCUAUUCUCCUUAUUGUAGUUGUGGUUCUUUUUGGCCUAGUUGCUGCAUCUUUCACUUGGAAUACUUAUUGGGGAAGAAGAUCUAUUAUGGGCUUCGUUGCUCAUUAUCCAGACUCUGAGCUUAGAACUGCAAAAAAUGGGCAAUUUGUGAAGGUCUCCGGGGUUGUUACCUGCGGUAAUGUGCCUCUUGAGUCAUCUUUCCAGAAAGUUCCCAGAUGUGUAUAUACGUCAACAAGUUUAUAUGAGUAUCGAGGAUGGAACUCAAAAGCUGCCAAUCCUACACACCGUCGGCUUACUUGGGGCCUUAGACUGCUGGAAAGACGCGUGGUUGACUUCUACAUCUCGGAUUUCCAGUCUGGUUUAAGGGCACUGGUUAAGACUGGGCAUGGAGCACGAGUGACCCCUUAUGUUGAUGACUCAGUCCUCAUCAAUGUAAAUCCAACCAAAGAAGAGCUUCCACCAGAGUUUCUCCGGUGGUUGGGAGAGAGAAAUCUUUCAAGUGAUGACCGCAUCAUGCGUCUGGAAGAAGGGUACAUCAAAGAAGGAAGCACAGUAAGUGUAAUGGGAAUUGUUCAGAGGAAUGAGAAUGUUCUUAUGAUUGUUCCUCCGCCAGAUCCAAUCACUACUGGUUGCCAAUGGACCAAAUGCAUUUUUCCAGCUAGUCUUGAGGGUAUAGUUUUAAGAUGUGAAGAUGCAUCCAAGAAUGAUGUGAUACCAGUUUAACAGUAUGUGCUAUGAGAAUGCUUGUAGCAUCUUCUAAUUGGUGUUCUUAGAUAGUAUUCUUUUCCCCUCCAUUAUUAGUGGUGGUGGAAUAUCAUAGUGACAAAUUAUCAUAGAUUAAGAUGGCAAAGUUGUGUGUGCGCGCGCCUUAUUUUUCUCCUUUAAAUUGUUGUAUAGUUCUGGUUGUUUUGAUGUUCUUCUAGGGUUUGUUAAUGUUUGGUGCAGUAAAAAUUCUUACUUGUACGAGCAUAUUGUGAUUAUGCUAACAUGCUAAAUAGAAUACAAUCUUUCUUGUGUUUGCAAAU
Molecule: messenger RNA, 2764 nt
Organism: Glycine soja
Lineage: Eukaryota; Viridiplantae; Streptophyta; Magnoliopsida; Fabales; Fabaceae
Exons: 5
Coding region: 1005-2462 (485 amino acids)
Source: RefSeq, a predicted model, not a curated record